Messenger RNA from Lucilia cuprina (Australian sheep blowfly), 4317 nucleotides. RefSeq lists its product as uncharacterized. The coding region runs from base 273 to 4259 and encodes 1328 amino acids. Gene Ontology annotation, molecular function: guanyl-nucleotide exchange factor activity. The transcript has 12 exons. The record is from RefSeq and is a predicted model, not a curated record. Lineage: Eukaryota; Metazoa; Arthropoda; Insecta; Diptera; Calliphoridae.
AUAGUUGUGUGCAGAGUAGCAAUCAUUUAAAUGGUAAGACGACAAUAUCAAAUGCAGCUCAAAGAUCACAACCAACAAUAAUAGCAACAGCAUCUGUCGCAACCACAGCCCCAGCAUCAGCAACAAUACAACAGCAAUCAAAUCAAUUAACAACAUCACAAUAUGCAGCAACAACAGCAAAUACACAAUUGUCAACGAAAACAACGGUGACAACAUCUACAAAAGCAACAUGUACCUCCUUAAAUGACAACUACAACUGCAGCAGCAUCAGUAUGCAACUAAAACAACAAACUGAACAUUUACAAUCACAACAACAGCAGCAGCAACAACAACAAGUAACAUUUACAAUUUUAAUUGCCAUCGAAAAAUCGCAACACCUGUGCGUAAUCGAUUUAAUUAGCCAAAGUUUAAAACUCCUAACACGGCAUAUUGCGUAUUGUGAAUUACUUGCCAUUUGUCUCGAUACCAAUUUACUGCCAACGUCAAAUAAAAAUGUAAAAGCUGAUGGCGAUGUUGUCACCAGCAGCUCCUCUGCCACCACCACCAGCACUACCACCAGCACAUCUAUCACCUCUGACAGUAGCAGCACUGAACUUACAGCUGAAAAUCCAAAAGUCUUAACUACCGAUACAAAUGGCAAUCACUGCAGCAGUAAUAAGAAAUCUCCAACACAUUCGAUCAAAUUCAUUAGUAUUGAUGAAGUCACGACAAGUGUUGCACCAUCUCAGACACCUAGUGGACGUCUAUGUGGUUUACAUCAUCAUGACGCACGGAAGUGGCGUGAUUUUUUCAUGCAAUAUGAACCAUUUUAUAAUCAGUGUACGGGUGCAGCACAUCGUUUGGUUGCGGCUUUAAAUGACAUACGCUAUGCUGACCUACAAGGUUUGCCAACUAGGCGUCAGUUGUAUGCUCAACAUAGAGCUUUAAGUCGUGCUCUCAUGGAUUCUGAAUUGCAUAAUUUGCGCAAACGUAGCACAGCCACCAUGAUACGUUUACAGGAACUGGCGAAAAGUAUUAACAGUCACAUUAAUAGUAGUAAUGGUGGUUACAGUGGCAGUUUAAAAAGCACUACAACUACUGGUAGCAGUAUAUAUAAUCGUAGCAAGAUCAUGGGUAGCGGUAGCAGCAGUUAUAGCUUUAAUUACCAAAGCAACCAAAAUCAAAGUCAGAUUAGUCACAAUAUUUCAACAAUAGCAACCAAAUCAUCAUCAUCAUCCACAACAUCAGUAUCAUCAAAACAAGCAGCAGCAACAGCAACAUUUUUACAAACCCCAUUUACCAACACAACAAAUCCCAUCAUUAAGUCAUCCAUUUAUUCAUCCAACUUACAAACUUCUACCACCACAGCUAGUCGUGUAAGCGCCAAUUAUACCAGCAACAGCAACAACUUUAUCUACAACAACAAUAAUAAUAACAAUGUUACACCAACAACAACAUCAACGACCACUGGUAACAUUGAUGUUGCAAUUAGACUACAGAAGGUAACAUUACUAUUCAAUGAAAUUGAUCGUGCCGCCAAGCGUCUGGAACAACUCACCGAACAACGUCGCGAACAUUUACGCGAAUUAACACGCCAACGUGCUCUUGAAGAUGAAAUUAAUGAGGUAACUUCUUGGAUAACGAGUGAUGGCAGUGAAUCACUGCAACGAUUUAUAAACUUGGAAUUAGAUUUUGAAACACCAAUGAAGGAACUCGAACAUGAAUUUGAAAAAUACUACUUUAUAUCAAUGAAACAUUUAGCUAAAGGACGAGAUCUACAUUUAGCAGCAGUCUGCAUGGAAUCUCUUAAGGAAAGUUCAAUUAACUUAAAAAAAGCUCUCGAUAAUUUUGCGGAAAAACUGGAAAUAGCUCGAGAGCGCAUAGAGGGCGCGACACGUUUAUAUCAUCUCGUACAUCUUCAUAUGCUCGAUGAAAAUAUGCAACAUGAAAUGGAACGUUUAGCUGCACUCUAUGGUACAAAAGGACUUUUAGAAAAAUAUCUCGAAAAGGAAAAUGAGAGAUCGAAACCCAAACCGGAUAGUUUAAAUUUACAUAUCAAUCAUAAUAACAGUAUGCAGAAAUCAUUAAAUCAAAUCGUAACUAGUACGCCGGAUACAAAUAAACUACGUACCAUAAGUCAUAGAUCAAGUUAUGGCACCGGUUCAUUUGAGAGUCCGACAUGUCAGUGUUGGCGUGAUAGUCGAAAUCUAGAUGAAAUGGAUGAAAUGUUGGAUAAUGAUGAGGAAGAGGGGCGUUCGAAAAUUGCCGAUUCUGGAGUGGGAGAAUGUCAACGAUGUGAGGGGAAUCCGAAAUUUACCAGAGUAUGUUCAUGCCAAAGUCUCAACGAGGAAUCAGAGAAUUUAUAUGAAAAACAUGAUGAACUCGAUGAUGAAUGCUUCGAGCAACCAUCUAAACAUUAUAUUAAUGUCCAUUCACCCUGGGAGGCCAAUAAACAUUUACAAUGUUAUGCCUCCACAUUCGAAUUGCCCAAACUGGAAGAACUCAGCUGCCUAGAUCCAAAAAUACAAAAAACGCUCCUAUUGAUCAUGCGCGAGAUGAUUGGCACGGAACGUGACUAUGUACGUUCAUUAUAUUAUGUCAUUGAAAACUAUAUUGAUGAAUUGUUGCGCGAUGAUAUACCACAAUCGCUGCGCGGUCAACGCAAUGUUAUCUUUGGUAAUAUUGAGAAGAUUUUCGAAUUUCAUAAUAAUCAUUUUCUAGCGGAACUGGAACGUUACGAACAUAAUCCGCUAAAAGUUGGUGCUGCCUUCCUACAAAUGGAAUCGAAAUUUUAUUUAUAUGCUUUAUAUAAUAAAAAUAAACCAAAAAGUGAUACAUUGAUGAGUGAAUAUGGAACUGCCUUUUUUAAGACUAAACAAAUCGAACUAAAUGAUAAAAUGGACUUGGCUUCGUACCUACUAAAGCCAGUGCAGCGAAUGGGUAAAUAUGCAUUACUCUUGCAACAAUUGGUGAAAGCCUGCAGCACAGUGCAGGGCUCAGCAUUACAAGAAAUUGCAGCCGAUGUUGAAGAAUUGCAAAAAGCCGAAGAAAUGGUGAAAUUUCAAUUGAGACAUGGCAAUGACCUAUUGGCCAUGGAUUCGCUGAGAGACUGUGAUGUAAAUGUCAAAGAACAGGGACGUCUCUUGAGACAAAAUGAAUUUUUAGUUUGGCAGGGUAGGGGUGGUAAGAAAACACUGCGACAAAUUUUCCUAUUCGAAGAAUUAGUAUUAUUCAGUAAAGCCCGAAGAUUUCCGGACCAUAAGAAUCUUGAUAUUUAUAUUUACAAGAAUAGCAUUAAGACUUCGGAUAUUGGUUUAACUGCUCAUGUGGGAGAUUCAACUACAAAAUUUGAAAUUUGGUUUAGAAAACGUAAACCCGAAGAUACAUUUACCCUGCAAUGCAUGUCAGAGGAUAUUAAAAAUGCCUGGACUGAGGAAAUUUCAAAGUUAUUAUGGCAACAGGCGAAAAGAAAUCGAGAAAUUCGCCUAGCUGAAAUGUCUUCAAUGGGCAUUGGCAGUAAACCGUGUUUGGAUAUAAGACCCAGUAAUAAUCAAAUAAAUGAUCGUUCUAUAACUAUUACCCAAUUAGGAAAAGCACCCAAAUUGCGUCAUUCAUUUGUGGGCUUGCACACCGAUCAAGUAAAAACUUCACGUCGUCCCAAUUCCCUAAUAUCGGAAAGUUCUUUAUCUAGUGGCACUAGCAGUUCUUCACUUAGUAAAUCCUCCACUUCAUCAUCAUCGUCAUCUGCCCAUCACCACCACCACAGCAACAACAAUCAUCAUAAUCAUCAGCAACAGCACCACAGCCAACAGCAACAUCAUGCAAAUCAAGCUCUUGAGCUUAUCAAUGAAUGUCAAACUCUGGCUUUAGAGAGCAAUACUGACAAUUGCCACAAACCCCAACAGCAUAUGACCAACACUAUGAGCAGUGGUUUUAGCAGUCAAAGUGGUGGUGGUACUUUAAAUUCCCGUCAUCGUAAUCAUCAUAAACGUUCGACAACUAUCGUUAGUCAACUGUCAAUGGAAAGUGGUAUAAUAUCAGAUAUAUGCAUGACACCCGAUCAGGAUAAUAAUGAUGUAUUAACAACAUGGCCCUCCAUCCAUCCAACAGAUGCCAUAAUAUCCCCCACAACAGGUGGACAAAAAUACACACACAAAACUUAUGCAUCAAAUACUUUGGGUAAGAAAUUGGAAUCACAUUAUCAUCAUUCGCAACAACAACAACAACAUCAGCAAUAUAAGGAAUUAAAAUUGGAAGAGACUUUAGAACAUACGAGUUGAACAUUGUAUCUUUCUAAGUAUUUAAUGACCUUUUUAUUAAUAAACUUUAAACAUUUUA